CGGGACGCUUUAGUCGUUCGUUCUAUUCUGUGUUAUUUUACUUCAUUAAUCGCCUCACAACUGACGUUUACUACUGCAGAUUUCCCUUAAGAUCAAAAUGCAACGUCGCCGCGCAAACGACUCAGUGCACUGGUUCAUGAACGAGCUAAGCGCGCGCGUUGUUGCGGAAUCAGGGAUACCCUCCGACCGCUACCAUCUCGGGAAACUCAUACUGCAAAGCUUCAAAGAUGCUCCCGAUUUUAUCACACAGAUUGACGGAGGCACAGGAGAAUCAGAAACUUGUCAAUCAGUUCUCCAAAGAAGCAUCAAAUGCGCAACUGCCUUCAAAAACGUGGGUCUUCAACAUGGUGACGUCGUUGUCCUUAUGGGGCUUAGUCAUAUAGACCUAGCUAUACCCUUGUAUGCCGCGUUAUACCUCGGUAUUGCUAUUGCACCAAUAGACAGGACAUAUACAGUUAACGAACUCUAUGAAUCCUUUAAUGUGAUCCGACCAAAGAUGGUAUUCUGUCAAAGCGAGAAAGCACCCGAUGUUCAACUGGCUGUAAAGCAGUUGGACCAAACUAUCGAAAUAAUUACAUUUGAUAAAGGAGAUUAUUUCUGCAAUUUCUCCGAGUUUUUGGAGAAAAAUGGCGAUGAUACGACUAUUGAAGAUUUCAGAGCAACGGAUUUUGAUCCUGACGAAACAAUUUCAUUCCUUAUGUCAACAAGCGGCACCACUGGAGCGUCCAAAUCAGCUAUAGCCAGCCACAUGAACUUAGCUAUAUCCAGCCCUAACUUAUGGCUUAUAAAUACAAAAAAACAUAUUCUAAAGCCAACAUUCACUACUAUGGUUCCACCAUUCAUGACCACCCUGAUCAAACCUGAAGACCGGGACAAGUGUGAUUUCACUUGCUUUGAACUUUUGAUACUGUCUGGAAAUGCUGUACCUGUUGAGCUUGUUAAAGAAUUGAAGACUAUAUCUCCAAAUACAGAAGUAGCUGAGAUAUUUGGAAUGACAGAGAUGGCCGGAAUUAGUUUCUGUUACGAAGACUCUCCUCCAGGCUCUUGCGGUAAACCUUUGGGAUGCUUCCAAUAUCGGCUAAUAGACAUGGAAACUGGGAAAGACAUAAACGUACCAAAUCAACGUGGAGAGUUAUGGGUUAAAGGACCGGGUGUGUUCAAGGGUUACUAUCACAAUCCCAAAGCCACCGAAGAUGCAUUUGCUAAAGACCGUUGGUUUAAAACUGGCGACAUAUUCUUUAGGGACGAGCACUGGAACUUCUAUUUUGUGGAAAGAAUCAAAUUGAUGUUGAAGUAUAUGAUCUACCACAUAUCCCCAGUAGAAUUAGAAAACUUGAUCAGAUCCCAUCCAGGAGUAUUAGACGCGGCUGUAACAGGAAUACCAGACCCUGAAAAUGGAGACUUGGCGGUUGCUUGUGUCGUACGACAGAGUGGCAGCGGGGUCACAGCACAAGAUAUUAAGGAUUUAGUUAAAGAAUCCUUACCCGAAUACAAGCAGUUGCGAGGAGGCGUGAUAUUCAUAAAUGAGUUACCUAUGACCGCUUCGUCCAAGAUUCAUAGAGUAAAACUGAAGCAAAUGGUUCUACAUAUGGAAAGGGAAUAAUAAAGUCACCUUCGUUCACUAGCACAACUAACACGAAGCCUACAACCAAGUCUUAACUAAAAUGCAACGUUUUUAAUGUAUAGACAAGAACAUUCACAACAACUACAUGUUCCAACCUUAGAAUAAUAACGCAUAGAAACCUAGUCCGCACACGCUAAGUGAGGCAAAUUGAAGCGCGCUAAAAGGGCCUACACGAGCGGG
Hyposmocoma kahamanoa is the source of this 1804-nucleotide messenger RNA. Its product is annotated as luciferin 4-monooxygenase-like. The record is from RefSeq and is a predicted model, not a curated record. Gene Ontology annotation, biological process: fatty-acyl-CoA biosynthetic process; long-chain fatty acid metabolic process. NCBI's taxonomy places the organism in Eukaryota, Metazoa, Arthropoda, Insecta, Lepidoptera, Cosmopterigidae. The transcript is spliced from 12 exons. Gene Ontology annotation, molecular function: long-chain fatty acid-CoA ligase activity. The coding region runs from base 98 to 1603 and encodes 501 amino acids.